Molecule: messenger RNA, 708 nt
Organism: Diversispora eburnea
Lineage: Eukaryota; Fungi; Glomeromycota; Glomeromycetes; Diversisporales; Diversisporaceae
Source: the annotation of a GenBank genome assembly
AUGUCAGAGAAUGAAAUUAAUUUCCCAAUAGACGAAACUACUCGUGUAAAUGUAGAGCAAGAGAAUACGGAACAUGAAAACGGCAGCAGUGUAUUUACUUUUAAUGCUGAAGGGGAAAUGCGGACCGUUUUCUCUGAUCCAGUAAAUUUUAAUGUGAAACACCCAUUAUUUAAUAGCUGGACUUUAUGGUUUGAUAAUCCAGGCAAAAAAGCAAGCACAGCUUCAUGGUCCCAAAAUUUAAAAGAGUUAAUCACAUUUGAUUCAGUUGAAGAAUUUUGGGGUGUCUAUAACAACAUAGUUAAAGCUAGCGAUCUUUUUUCUGGUUCUAAUUAUCACCUUUUUAAACAUGGAAUAAAACCUAUGUGGGAAGAUACAGCCAAUGAACAAGGUGGAAAAUGGGUUAUUCAGUUUCCUCGAAAUAAAACCGGAGAAGAAAUUAAUAACUAUUGGCUUUAUACAAUGCUUGCUUGUAUUGGGGAAUCAUUCGAUUAUCCUGAUGAAAUCUGUGGCACUGUGGUUUCUGUUCGUAAAAUUUUCUAUAGAAUUUCUCUUUGGACACGUACAUCAACUAAUAAAGAAAUCUGCGAGACUCUUGGACGUCAACUGAAACAAACUUUGGGAGUAAGCCCAAAUCAACAACUUGAAUUUCAGCCGCAUUCCGAUUCUAUUAAGACCGGGACACAUACUAAAGAACGAUUCGUUGUAUAA